UUUGUGUUCCCCAAGCCCAUUUUUUCUCUCUCACAAUUUCACAAUUAAACAAAUUUUCAUCACCUUCUUCUUCUUCAUAUAUUUUAUCUGUAGAAAGUAGCAGAGUUCUUCAUCAAUGGCGGAUUGGGGUCCAGUGAUGAUAGCGGUGGUUCUGUUCGUGCUGUUGAGCCCGGGAUUGUUGUUUCAGAUUCCGGCGAAAGGGAGAGUUGUUGAGUUUGGGAACAUGCAGACAAGUGGUGCCUCCAUAUUCGUCCACUCCAUCAUCUUCUUUGGUCUUCUCACUAUCUUCCUAAUCGCCAUUGAUGUUCACAUCUAUACUGGAUAAAAAGCUUUAAAUUAGGUCAACUCAACCACUCCAACUCUCAACUCUUAAUUUAUUCGCUAUUUCUAUUUUCCUUUUUUUUUUUACAUAUUAAAACUCUGAUCUUGUGAAAUGAACGAUUUCACUGUUUGUGGAUUUAAGUAUAUUAUUAUUAUUAUUAUUAUUGUUAAAUUAAUGAAUAUUUUGGGUUGAUUAAAGUAAGUAAUAAUACUAAGAUUUUGUUUUUUUUUUUGUCUGUAAA
Molecule: messenger RNA, 563 nt
Organism: Cannabis sativa
Lineage: Eukaryota; Viridiplantae; Streptophyta; Magnoliopsida; Rosales; Cannabaceae
Exons: 1
Coding region: 116-325 (69 amino acids)
Source: RefSeq, a predicted model, not a curated record